Saccoglossus kowalevskii is the source of this 805-nucleotide messenger RNA. RefSeq lists its product as uncharacterized. The record is from RefSeq and is a predicted model, not a curated record. Lineage: Eukaryota; Metazoa; Hemichordata; Enteropneusta; Harrimaniidae.
AGCCACGUCAAUGGGGGACGUGCUCACUACAGACAAGGCCAAAGUGAGACUCCUUUUCAGAAUGCCAACGGCGAGUUCGAAACGACUAAUGUUGGUAUAGGAUUUCGCCGUUUUUCGAGUAGAGAAAAAAUGACGUUAUGGGAAGAACCAGAUGAGAAUAAACAACCCAAAGAAAGAACACGUUGGAAAACAAGAUAUUUUAUUGGUUUUGUGCUGUUAAUCUCUGUAUUUGUGGGUAUAACCACUGUUGUUGUAUAUUACACAGUUUUCAGCAUUGGGAAUUCCGAUACAGCAAAGAUGACCGGGAGCCACAGUGACGUUACCGUGGCAACUAAAGAGACUGUACCUCCUCACCAAGUUAUUUCAACUGAAGUUUUCCUACCUACACGGAAUUUCACCGACGUUAUCCGAUCUACACCGACACCAACCGAAGUUAUUCAAUCUACGCCGACACCCAACGAUGUUAUCCGAUCUACGCCGACACUGGUUUCCCGGACAACACAAAACUCGUGGAGCCCCGGUGACGAAUAUCAAUGUCACGAUAACUACGUCGAUAUAUGUGACCAACUGCCUUAUAAUAGAACUACAUUACCAGUGAAUGCCGUGGGAGAAACGACAACAAAAGUUGGAUCGUUAUUGGAAUACGUCAGUGGAUGUCAUUCAGAUAUUGACUUUUAUCUGUGCACUAAAUUCGUCCCAGAAUGCCCAUCACCGGAAAGGUACCUUCCUCGCCCGUUAUGUCACGCGUUCUGUCAAGAGAUUAGUAAAGACUGUGGUGAUGCUUUGGUUCGGUCACGUGGGCUCG